Messenger RNA from Propithecus coquereli (Coquerel's sifaka), 1212 nucleotides. RefSeq lists its product as uncharacterized. Gene Ontology annotation, molecular function: sodium channel regulator activity. The record is from RefSeq and is a predicted model, not a curated record. Gene Ontology annotation, biological process: regulation of sodium ion transmembrane transporter activity. Lineage: Eukaryota; Metazoa; Chordata; Mammalia; Primates; Indriidae. Gene Ontology annotation, cellular component: membrane.
AUGGGGAUGCUGGUAGCCAGCCGCUCCACCACGGGCCCUGCCCCUCUGUGCCCACACGACGGGGAGGGCCGGUACCAGUCACUGGCCUUCUGUGGCCUGCCGGGUGCCCGCAAUGAGCCGGCUGAGGCCCAAGUCCACGUGCAGAACUGUGUCCGCGACCUCUGUGCCACAAGGGGCUGGCGGCAGAUCUGGAAGCUGGCCUGGCGUCCCCACAGCCACUACGAGUUCCGCAGCUCCUCCUGUCCCAGCUCCUGGGCCGAGCCUGGCCUCCCCGACGCCGUGCCAGGGGGCCGCCAGUGUGCCUCGGGCUGUGCGCCCACCGGCACCGACUGUGCCCCCCCGGCCCAGUGUGGCUGCUCCACAGGGGCAGAGAUGCGGGAUCCUCGGGGCAUCUUUGGCUGCCACCCACUCUCCCCUGGCACUGGCCAGGCGACAAGGCACUCGCACCUCACCACCUUUGACGGGCAGACUGUUGAAUUCCCAGGAACUUGCGCUUCUGUUUCUGCCGAGUCCUUUAGCUCUGCCAGCUUAUUGUGCUUCUUCAAGGUGGAAUUUGGGAAGAACAGGUUUGCUCAGGGCGUGGCAGCCUCGGGUAAAGGCUGCACUCGGGCUUGGCAGCCCCGAUUUCCCCGGAACCUGGCCAGCGCUGACAUGCAGGAGGCCGCCCUGAGCCUGUUCUUCCUCCUGGCAGGCCUGCCCGCCCUGGACGCCAACGACCCCGAAGAUAAAAACAGUCCUUUCUACUAUGACUGGCACAGCCUCCAGAUCGGCGGGCUCAUCUGCGCCGUGGUUCUGAGCACCAUCGGAAUCGUCGUCGUCAUGAGUGAGUGCGGGAGCGGCGGGAGCCGGCGGGGCAGGGCAGGGCCUCCUCCCCUGACCACUCACCUCUCCCCAACAGGUGGAAAAUGCAAAUGCAAGUUCCGCCAGAAGCCCAGGCACCGCAGCCGCGGGGGUGCCCAGGAGCAGCGGGGCGUCGGCGAGGCGGCUGUUCCUCCACGUUUCCAGUUUGGGGGGAAGGCAGUGCUGUCUCCUUCUCAGUACCUCCCUGGGGAGCAGGGAGAGGGGGGGCAGGAGGGGCGCCGACUCGCAUUCCAGCUCUGUGCAGGGCCCAGCCUGAGCCUGCAAGUUGCCCCGGCGGGGGUGUCAGCCCCGGCCAAGAUGUCGCUUCAGAUUGGAAGGGCGGCCUGGAAGGUCCCGUGGGCCAAGGCCUAG